This is a messenger RNA of Naegleria lovaniensis, 234 nucleotides long. RefSeq lists its product as uncharacterized. The transcript has a single exon. NCBI's taxonomy places the organism in Eukaryota, Heterolobosea, Eutetramitea, Acrasida, Naegleriidae. The record is from RefSeq and is a predicted model, not a curated record. The coding region runs from base 1 to 234 and encodes 77 amino acids.
AUGUUCUGUUUUCUUGUUGGAGUGGCCUCGGGAGUGUAUUUGCACAAGAAUUACGACAUUGAUCGUUUGAUUGCCGACAUGAAACCCAAGUUUGCAUCCGAGAAUAAGGACAGUGUGUGGGAACGAAUGAAAAAGUUUGAACAAAAGUAUCGAAAGGAAGUCGUGGCACAACCUCCUCCAUCAUCAUCCACCCCAUCGACACCAUCAGAGAAGAAUGACUCUUCGUCGAAAUAA